CACAAAUAACCUCAAAUUUUUCUGAUUUAGGAUUAGGUUAAUCAUUGUUUAUCGUUUUUAUUUGGAAAAUGACUAUUCAUAACAUUUACAUAUUUAACAAAAACGGAAAUCUAUUAUAUUAUCACGAAUGGAAUAGGAUAAAGCAAACUGGAAUGACUCGUGAUGAGGAAGCAAAGCUCAUGUAUGGAAUGCUCUUCUCUAUUAAGUCAUUUGUAAACAAAAUAUCUCCAACAGAUCCAAAGGAAGGAUUUCUGUACUACAAAACAUCCAAAUAUACUUUGCAUUAUUUUGAAACAUUAACUGGUUUGAAGUUUGUCUUAACUACAGAUAAUAAUGCACAGUUGGUUAGAGAAUUACUUCAACAAAUUUAUAAUCAGGUCUAUGUAGAGUAUGUAGUGAAGAACCCAUUGAUAAGUCUUUCUGAACCAAUAGAAUCGGAAAUUUUCAAAAUAAAAUUGGAUGCACUGAUAAGGCAAUCAUCAAUUUUUAUUUCUAAGGCAGCAUAAGCUUAGUUUUAAAUGUGAGAUAGGGAUUAUAUUCGAUAUAUAAUUCAUUCUUAAAAAAUUUAAAAUAUGUAGUUUGUAUGUACCAUUUGAAAAACUUAUUAGACAUCGCGAACCUCAUCAUAAAAAUACUUGAGGUUUUCAUUUAUGAAAAUUGUGAAAGAUAUUGUACAUUUCAUUAUGUGGAAAUUUAUAUUAUUAUUGCCAAUAAAAAACUUUCAGAAUAAAA
This is a messenger RNA of Coccinella septempunctata (seven-spotted ladybird), 732 nucleotides long. It is a transcript of the gene Bet5, whose product is annotated as trafficking protein particle complex subunit 1. Gene Ontology annotation, cellular component: TRAPP complex. Gene Ontology annotation, biological process: endoplasmic reticulum to Golgi vesicle-mediated transport. Bases 69 to 506 code for a protein of 145 amino acids. The transcript has 3 exons. The record is from RefSeq and is a predicted model, not a curated record. NCBI's taxonomy places the organism in Eukaryota, Metazoa, Arthropoda, Insecta, Coleoptera, Coccinellidae.